AUGCGGUACAAGGUAUGCGAAGAUGAUGCGUCGAGCCCUUGGGACUUGCAGUUGGUCACGAAUGGAGGGACGCACAACUCCAGUACUGUAUUGUUCCCAAAGGAUUCUAUUGGUGCUAUUGAGAAUACAAGGGAAGAUAUACAGAUAUCAAGGGGCGAUAAUGUUGUUGAGACGAGUAAGGCAGUCGUGCCGGACCGAGCCAUAUCGUUUGAGGAGUGGCAAGUUCGCGCAUUAGCGAUCCAAACACCGAUGACAAGCUUCGCACGACGUUUAACACUACUUGCAGGAGCUUUUGUCGCUUACGCCAAGGAUGUGAACCAGCAGGCUCAGCAAGAAGUUGACGACAAAGCCGUACCAAAAGGCGAUACUGUAGUGCUUUUAUCGCCUUCAGAAGUGGCUCAGUUUGUAUUACGCUUUGGGGUCAUUCUCCACGAUGGGGACGAG
Amoebophrya sp. A25 is the source of this 444-nucleotide messenger RNA. Lineage: Eukaryota; Dinophyceae; Syndiniales; Amoebophryaceae. The record is from the annotation of a GenBank genome assembly.